AGAUGUGGAAUGUGAUCGUGGAGCGAGGAUGAGGCCUUUGAGUAGUUUAGGAAUUGGUCUAAUUCUGGUGUUCGGUUGUCUGCUCUUAGCUCUUGUUGCAGAGCUCUACUACUUGUUAUGGUGGAAAAAGAGGGUCACCGACAGAGAGAUUGAAGAUGAUUACAAUAGUCCUGCAAGAGAGCUAUUUUAUACCUUCUGCUGGAAAAAACCACCGUUGUUGAGUUCCACAGCCUUGAAUUCUCAGGAACUCUGCACCUCUGUGAGAAUUACAGGAGCCCAUGGUCAUGAAACAGAGAAUCAGCUUAACCUUCAUUCUGGGUCAAAUAAGGAUUUGUUACUGAAACCCUUUGAAGAUGAUACCAUGGAUUCGGAACUCUUGAUGCUGCAGAAUCUAUGUGGACCUCCACGAUUCCUCUUCACCAUUAAAGAAGAGACGAAAGAAGAUUUGGAGUCCGAUGAUGGGAAAUCCAGAAGUGGAAAAAGCCGAAAAGGGUCAAGAAGUAGGAGCUUGAGUGAUAUCCUCCCCAAUGUGGAGACCCCAUUUUUAACUCCUAUGCCUUCUCCACCGUUUUUUACUCCACCACUGACUCCUAUAGACUCGUAUAACCACCUUGGAUUCAACCCUCUCUAUGAAUCUUCAACAGAUGCAGAGCUGAACAGGGUAAGGUCUUCACCUCCUCCAAAAUUCAAGUUCUUGAAAGAUGCAGAGGAUAAACUGUACAGAAGAAAACUGAUGGAAGAAGCUGAGAAAAAGAUCCAUCAAAAUAAUGGGUCUGUUCAAGAUAGGGUGAUCAAAGCAUCUCCUGCUUCAUCUGUGAUCCCAGAAGAGGAAGAUGGAUCUUUUAUCACAAUCAUUGUUGGUAAAAACAAAGAAAAGGAGUUUCAUCACCAUUCGAGUACUUCACAGGUCCUACCACUAGCUUGUUCUCCUCCCACAAUCCAGCCAGAUUAUAGGAAACCCAUCUUUCAUUCAAGUCCCAUGCUGAGAUAAAAAACCAUGAAAUGGGAUUUGAUCUAUCUUGCCCUCUCUCACUUUCCUCAUCUCUUGAUUAACUUUUCGUGAUUAAUAUUAGGCUUGUUUGUGAACUUAGUAGAGAAAUUUUAGCUCCAUGUUUCUUUCUUUAUAUUGCAUUUAUCUGUUCCUUUGGUUGAGGUUGGGCUUGCAAGGCAGCCAUGAUUGAUUUGUAGUACCUUUGCUUAAGGUAUAUUAGAACCUUACCAAAGUAAAGAACUUUCUCUGCAA
This is a messenger RNA of Telopea speciosissima, 1243 nucleotides long. RefSeq lists its product as uncharacterized. The record is from RefSeq and is a predicted model, not a curated record. The transcript has a single exon. Lineage: Eukaryota; Viridiplantae; Streptophyta; Magnoliopsida; Proteales; Proteaceae. The coding region runs from base 29 to 991 and encodes 320 amino acids.